This is a messenger RNA of Xyrauchen texanus (razorback sucker), 3619 nucleotides long. RefSeq names its product START domain-containing protein 10-like. Lineage: Eukaryota; Metazoa; Chordata; Actinopteri; Cypriniformes; Catostomidae. The transcript is spliced from 6 exons. Gene Ontology annotation, molecular function: lipid binding. The record is from RefSeq and is a predicted model, not a curated record. The coding region runs from base 449 to 1261 and encodes 270 amino acids.
CCACGAUUCCGGGGCGACAACGGCGCCCAAAUGUCCAAUCAAUAUGGGCGGUCCGAUCCAUCCAAAACGGGGCAAGUUUGUCAACAGUUCUAACUUGAAUAUAUAAAAGACAGUAGGUUUAAGUCAAGAUAAUGUCAGUUAAUUAAAUCACUGUCGUCCCAGAUAGGACGCCUUUAGUCUCAGGUGGAGGCGCACACAUUGCUGUUUUGUAAUAUAACCUUCUCUACUUCCGGAAGUAGUGACGACAUUUUUCCACACGCGAGCGUUGACAGCAGGUGUGGAAUUCAUGGCAAAAAUCUGGUCGAGCUUGAAAUGUGAAUCUGUAACUACAUCUCACCCUCUGUCGAAAGAAGGAUAUUGUGACUUGGCAGUAGGAAGAUACUGAUGCUUGUUUGGGAAUAUCUGCAUUUCUUGCUGUGUUUUUAAUUGGGAAAUUGUUGUUUUAGUUAUGUCUCGAGGUUCAGGAAUUAUUCCAGAUGAGUCCAUCUUUAAUGAGUUCAAAAGACAAUGUCUUUCUACAGAGAAUUGGCUCAACAAGUAUGAUAAAAAUGGCAUGGAGGUCUGGGUCGAAGUGGCCCCUUUAUCCUUCUCUCAAGGAAAUAAAGGCAGUUCCAAAGUGCACACAAUCAAGUGUAGAAUGACCAUAAAUGAUGUGUCGGCUGGCACUAUGUAUGAUGUGCUUCACGAUGGACAGUAUCGGAAGUCAUGGGACCCUACAAUGCUUGAGAGCUUUGACAUCGCCCGUUUGGCACCCAAUGCAGAUCUGGGCUACUAUUCAUGGCUUUGUCCAAAACCAUUGAAGAACAGAGAUGUGGUGACCUUGCGUACAUGGCAGGCAUCAGAGGACGAGUAUGUGAUCAUUAACUUCUCUGUGAAGCAUCCGAAAUAUCCUGCACAUAAGGAUUUGGUAAGGGCAGUUUCCCUUCUGACGGGUUACCUUAUCAAACCAACUGGGCCAAACAGCUGCAUUUUCACAUACCUCUCACAAGCUGAUCCCAAAGGGUCUCUUCCAAAAUGGGUUGUCAACAAAUCAUCUCAGGUCCUGGCUCCAAAAGUCUUAAGAAGUGUUCAUAUGGCAGGUCAAAAAUACCCUGCAUGGAAGGCAGCACAUUCUCCUGAUCACAAGCCAUGGCUGUACCCCAUACAGAGUGAACUGCCCAUGAUGGAUCCAGCAGAGCUGUCCAUCCAGCGUGGAGACUCUCUGGAGAACGUAGAUGAGAGCUCAACCAAAGAUGCCCAACAGAAUGAAAACCGCAGCUAAAAUGACUGUAAAGUCAUGAACAGUUUUUUUUUUUGUAUUUAUUUUUAGACUCCUGUACUGAUCUUGUCCAUGUCACAGGGUCAAUCCUGUUACAUCUCACUUAUGGCCAGCUUUGUGUUGUUGACACCAAACAUUCCUCCCUCUCACACACAGAGAAACUGUUAACAGUCAUUGUGCUCUGCAUUGUAGAGUUUUCAAUUUGGUACCUAUGACUGAUGAAUAACAGGAAUAUUAAUUUUAUAUUUAAAGCAUAGUUUGGCACUCUAAUUCAAUAUUGACAGGCAAUAUAAUUAAUUACCUAAAGUGUCUUUUUUUAAUGGCAGCACACACAUAAUGUAAAGGUGCUUUUUCAAACAAUAUAAAAUACUAUGCAGUUCUGCUCCUUGAUUUAAAACUCUUUUUAAGGUGGCUAAUUAACUUGAAGACUUUUUUGCUUGUUUUGUAAUUUAUUAUUAAAUUAAGCUACAUCUAAAUGACAUUAUGUAAAUGCAGUUGAAAAGGAUGUUUAAUUCUUUGAUUUGUAAUUUUAAUCUUAAUAUAUCUCCAUAGUAGGGGAGAGGUUACUUGCAAUGUUAUGCUUAUGUUUGUGUAUUUAUGUUUGAGUGCCUUUUUGUAAGAAGUGUGUCCAUAUUGGCUUAUGUGAAGAAUGAAUGAUUAACACUAAGCAACCAGAGGAAAAAUUACUUUUAAUAUGACCAAAGCAGUGGUCUUACCUCACAUUUGUUUUACUUGAGAUUCCUGCAACAGGCAGAGGAAAACGCAAGGAAAAGUUAUUGUUGGAGCUGUUCUGUACACUUAAAUUAUGUACAAUGUGUUUUGACCCUUGAACAAGAAAGAAAACCACAUAAUGUUAACAGUGGUGUUUAAUUUCAUGCUGUUUUCCAAAAAUCCUUUCUCACCAAGCAAUUUUCAGUACAAUAAGUUGGAUGCUACCUGUAUUUCAAACCAGUAUUUUUGUUCUGGGGAAGGAUGGAUGUGUCAAUUUGUGUAUUUGAUAUAUAUAUGAAGUCGUCUCACUUGAAGGGUUAUAUGGUUUUAUAUUGUGCAAAUUUUAAAUAAAUGAUAAUGUCCAAAAAAUAUUUAUGAAGACAAUGUUUUUUUUUUUUUAAAUAAGAAUGAAGAAUUUUGAUAGGGUUAUUAAUGACAUUGCAUAAUGUUGGCUCACAUGACCAUUGAUCAAUUCCUAGCUAGGUACAGUUACAUUUGCAAAACAUCUUGGUCCAAGUGUUCCAUAUUGUAAAAUGUAUACUUGACUUUAUUUAUAUAAAAAUUAUGUAAUUCAGUAAAUUCAUUGAAUGUUAAACCUGAAUGUACUUGGAAUUUCCAGUACUACCAUUAAACUGCCCACUAGCAGAGAUGCAUCAUUAAUAUAGCCACACUACCUUACAUUUUAACUGUAAACUUGCCACAGUAACCAGUUUGAAAAAGUCCUGCAACAACAUAGUGACAAAUUAACAUAUUCUCUUCUUUUUACAGUACCUUUCUAGUUACAGAUACUGAUUUAAUUACACUUGCCAGUAGCAACAUAUUUGUCAGCAGGACAUCAAAAUGCAUUUCACUGAUGCAAUCAUUUACUACUUGGCUUCAGAUUGCACAACUGAAACGUAAUCACAAAAUAAGAUUAAAUAGAUCAUAUGAAGAAUAUUAGACGUUGGACAUUAAUCUCAGUUUCAUUUAAUAAAUGCCUGAAAUUGAUUUUACUGAUAAUAAUACACAGAGCAGACCAUAAUUUAUUCGUCAUGUGCCCUAUCACUGUAUACAGUAAUUUAAUUCAAUAAAUAACACUUUCUUUUAAUAUGCAUGUCAUAGAAUAUGCUUAUUUCCCCCAAAGUUAGGUAAAGUCUAAAUAAAGCAGAUUUUGAAUCUAACCUCAAAGGUUUAGCUUUAUUUGCCCUUUUGUUCAGUGAAGAGAGUAGAGAGAGGAUUGAAAAUGAUGGGCAGAGAGAGGGAACAGGGCUAGAUUUAAACUUCAUUCACCUGCAUGAACAUCUCAACAUUGUAGCACAUUUGCCAAAUGCUAGGCCAUGGCUUUGACACAUAGGUAAAGAAUCAGUUAAAAGCCAUGUGUGAAUCUACACAGCUGGCUUUUUCAAAGUGCUGAAUCUUCAAACAAACCCUAGAGUGUUUGGAAAUAUUUUUUUUUUGAACGGGGUCAGCGAAAGUAAUUAGUGAGAGGAAGGCACCAAAUCCUCAUCAGCUGCAUCACUUGUUCCACAUUGAGUCUGUCCUUUGCACUUCAAUAAAUGUCUGGUUUGGUUCAGCUAAGACAUCGGACAUCAGAAGACUACAAAGGACAGUUUGGGCUGCUGAGCGGAUUAUUGGUUGCCCCCUGCCCUCUGUUUAAGAACUGUACACUUC